Jaculus jaculus (lesser Egyptian jerboa) is the source of this 2677-nucleotide messenger RNA. It is a transcript of the gene Tsku, whose product is annotated as tsukushi, small leucine rich proteoglycan. The transcript is spliced from 2 exons. Gene Ontology annotation, molecular function: protein binding. Lineage: Eukaryota; Metazoa; Chordata; Mammalia; Rodentia; Dipodidae. Gene Ontology annotation, cellular component: extracellular matrix. Bases 165 to 1241 code for a protein of 358 amino acids. The record is from RefSeq and is a predicted model, not a curated record.
GGCCGGUCCGGGCUUUGGCCAGGGGCUGGAGAGCCGCGGACGGGCCUGGCUGGGAGCAUCUCUGAUGUGUGUGUGACCGUGCGACUCGUCUUCUCCCCCAGGGACCGGCUCCGGUCCCCCCACCUACCCGCAGCAGUGAAGGACCAACCUCGAUCGCCCCCACCAUGCCGCGCUCCCUGCUGCCGCCCCUGCUGCUGCUGCUGCUGGCUGUGGACGGAGCCCAGACAACCCGGCCAUGCUUCCCUGGGUGCCAGUGUGAGGUGGAGACCUUCGGCCUCUUUGACAGCUUCAGUCUGACCCGUGUGGACUGCAGUGGCCUGGGCCCCCACGUUGUCCCCGUGCCCAUCCCCCUGGAUACCGCCCACUUGGAUCUGUCCUCCAACCGACUGGAAACAGUGAAUGAAUCCGUAUUGGCAGGACCAGGUUAUACCACGCUGGCUGGCCUGGACCUCAGCCACAACCUGCUCACCAGCAUCUCGCCCACCGCCUUUUCCCGCCUGCGCUACCUGGAGUCACUCGACCUCAGCCACAACGGUCUGGCGGCCCUGCCGGCCGAGACCUUUGCCAGUUGCCCCCUGAGUGAUGUGAACCUCAGCUACAACCGGCUCCGGGAGGUCUCAUUAUCUGCCUUUACCACCCACAGCCAGGGCCGGGCCCUGCAUGUGGACCUCUCCCACAACCUCAUUCACCGCCUGGUCCCCCGUCCCGUCAGGUCCAGUCUGCCCGCACCCACCAUUCAGAGCCUGAACCUGGCCUGGAACCGACUCCGCGCCGUGCCCAGCCUCCAAGGUCUGCCCCUGCGCUACCUGAGCCUGGACGGCAACCCUCUGGCAGCCAUCGGUCCAGGUGCCUUCACGGGGCUCACAGGCCUCACCCAGUUGUCAUUGGCCAGUCUACAGGGUGUCCCCCAGCUGGUGCCUCAUGGCUUCCGGGAGCUGUCAGGCCUACAGGUCCUGGACCUGUCGGGCAACCCGAAGCUCCGGUGGGCAGGAGCCGAGACACUCUCAGGCCUGGGCUCUCUGCAGGAGCUGGACUUAUCAGGCACCAGCCUGCUGCCCCUGCCUGAUACGCUGCUGCAUCACCUCCCAGCGCUGCAGAGUGUCAGCGUGGGUCAGGAUGUGCAGUGCAGGCGGCUGGUGCGGGAGGGCACCUACCCCCGGCAGCCUGGCUCCGUGCCCAAGGUGGCCUUGCACUGCGGAGACAUCCGUGAAUCUGCCGCCAGACGCCCAGACGUCUUGUGACGAAUGGUGUGGCCUCGGGCCACGUGACCGACUGUUGCCCCGGGUUUGCUCAGGGGCCGAAGUAACUUCUAUUUUAAUGGACCAGUGGGGAGUCUGCAAGCCUGCGUGGCCGCGUCAUCCACAGAACUAUGGGCUGAUGGGGGCUUUUUGCAUCUGGGGCCAAUAUCUAAGAACAAAGUCUGCCCCUUGGUCUCCGUGGCCCACCUCCAUGAACCAUAAGUGGGGGCCUUCAUUGCCAAACCAGACUCUGGUCCCUUCCUGGGCCCUGCCCCAUUUGUCCCUAAGUGCCUUCCCUCUUGCCUUGGCUGAGCUUACCCGCGAUGGGUGGAGGGUGGGUAGAAGCCAUCACUGCACUGCUGGCUCAGGUCCGCUGGGCUGAAUGUUCCCUUGGGCCCAGGGUCUCCUCACUCUAGCAGUUUCUUUUAUGAUACACCCCUUUGCUCUGGGCCCAUGGGCCCAAUCCUCUUCUCAUGGAAUCCUGGGUGUAACCUUAAUUAUAGAAGAGACUGCAGAGAAAAAUCAACCCACCCUUCUCAUGAGACAGGUGGAGAAACAGGGUCUAGAGGGGGAGACCUGAUGAUCUGAAGUCCCACAAGCCGAGGCAGGUCUGGACCAAGGGCUUUGCAUUUCCUUGUCUUCUCUGUCCUCUCUCCUGCUCUUGUCCUUUGGUACACUCUCACUGUUGCCUGGGCCCUUUCCCCACAAUCUCUGGCAGCGACAGCAAGACAGGUAAGGGCCACAGAGGACCUCGUGCCAUGGGCAGAAUCAUUUCACUUUCCAGAGCCUCAGGAAGCUUGGGUGUACCAGCCCCAAGCCUGUUAACUUUCUUACUCUUGGGUGGGGUUCCCCCAGCAUCAAGACUGGAAUGUGCUCAUUUUUCUCCCCCUAAAGAUAAUGCCUCUAGAUGCUUCCAUAAGGAGUCAGUGCAGUGGUGGCUGUGUGCCUGUAAGCUCCAAUGGACUGGGUGGAUGCAGUCUCCCCAUCGGCCAGAGACCAAGAGCUCUAUCAGGCCCCCCCAGGAGUGCGGCAGAAAGAGGCAGGGUUCAUGUCCUACUCCAGCCCCAGGGGCAGCAUCUCAGCCUCCCGUCCCUGGGGGGUGAUCUUUCCUUUGUCCUCAUUUCAUAAAAGUUGUUGCUUUUUUUUUUUUUUUUUUUUUUUUUUCAGCGAGCUGUCACUUUCAACCACCUCUGCUGGCAGGGGAAGGAAGUGUAUCAUUUAUAAAAGAAGAGAAACGUAUUUGUUCACUUUUGUAAUAUGUAUCCUGGGACUAUUGGGGGGAAGCUGGGCAGAAGCCAACUAUCAGUGGCUUAUGUGGGUAUCGGGUCUGGUACCAAGAGAUGCCCACAGGGCAGCGAGAGCUCUGUCUUAACUCACCAGCGCAGCCCAGCCCCUGACUGAUCCUUGGUUUAAUAAACACGUGAAGAGUUUUCUUUCCA